CUCUCUCUCUCUCUCUCUCUCCAAGAUAUAACCACGGCCUUCUUCAAAAAAAAAAAAAGGGUGAAGAAACAAACCCUCUCCAGCUCUCUUGCUCUGGCUCUCCCAACCAUGGAAGCUCUCAGCUUGCUCAAGUACUGGAGAGCAAGUCCCGCUGCUAACGUCCGCAACCCAACCACCACCAUCACAGUGGAAACGGACGACGAUGACGACGAUGAAGGCCCUUUCUUCGAUCUGGAGUUUGCAGUGCCUGACGAUGAGGAUGACGAUGAAGAUGAAGAUGAAGAUGAUCAAGAAAACAGAGACGCAGACGAACAAGGGGACGGUUCCGAGGAGACAGACGGAGAGAGAGAGUUUGACUUGGCGGUGUCGUCUGGCACGAGCCAAGAACGGACAGAUCCGAAUCUUACUCUCUCUCCUUCGGACGAUCUCUUCUUCAAGGGAAGGCUCGUGCCACUUGAGCCGUCCUCCCUUGCCUUUAAUCCAUCGGAGCCUAAUUCCAAGCCCCAGUUCCCCGUCUCCUUGCUCAAAUCAGCCACCAAGUUCCGCAUCUUCUUGCUAGGGUUUAAGAAGCCUAAACCCACCGCCGAGACGAAUGGUGCUACACCACCUCCCAAGCAGCAGCAGCAGCAGCAGCAGAGCAAGCUUUUUACCGUGAAAUUCAAGGUUGACGAGGUCCCAAUCGUGUCUCUCUUUACUAGAGACAACAGCUCUAGGAACUCCGGCAGUAAAAACCAGCAGCAGCAGCAGCAGCAGCAGCAGACGGUGGAAGAUGUUGUCUCCGACGAAGGGAUGUCGGCUUCUGACGCGAAGCGGUUUGCAAAGGAUGUUGUACACAAGUAUCUGAAGAUGAUAAAGCCGCUCUACGUUAAGGUUUCUCGCAAGUAUGGAGAGAAGCUAAGAUUUUCCGGGCAGCUGAGCUUAGGCUCAGGAAAGACAUCUCCAACGGCGAACAAUGAGGGAGUAGCAGCUGCUCAAGGAGAAGUGGAAUCCAUGCCACCAGCAGCAGCAGCAGCAGCAGCAGCAGCAACAACAACAUCAACAUCAACAUCAACAACAACGCCGGCGCCUCCUGCUGCUCCUACUAACAUUAGUAAGAAUCAGAAGCAAGGGAACCUGCCGGCGGGUUUACGCGUUGUCUGCAAGCACUUAGGAAAAAGCCGAUCGGCAUCAGCUGCAGUGGCUGCAGUGGCACCAUCACCGUUGCAGGCGCAGCAGAGGCGGGACGAUUCGCUUUUUCAGCAGCAGGAUGGGAUUCAAAGCGCCAUUGCUCACUGCAAGAGGUCCUUCAAUGCUUCUAAUAAAGAGGUUGAGGAGCGUUCGUUGCCGCGGUCAGUGAGCGAUACCUCUGCUGAUAAGUCGGGCGAUGUCUGCUUGACCAGUUCAGGAAAAGGGAAAGAAGCUUGCAUUUGAACCCCUUUUUCAGAUAAUGAAAAGCUUAUCAGUUUUUCGAAUUAGAGCUUUCGUCCGCCUGUAGCCAGAUGGUAGGAGCGAGACAAGUCCGUGUAAAAGAAAACAAGAAGAAGAAGAAGAAAAUCAUUGAAAGAGUAGGUAAGUAGUUAGGAUUUCUAUGUUUUGUAAAGGAAUGAAGAGAUGAAUGAAGAAGAAGAAGAAGAAGAAGAAGAAGGAUGAGGUAGGUAGUUAUGUGUAAGUAUCUAAGGAACUUAAAAUGCAAGAGAAGAAAGGAAUCGUGUGGAUGAAAACAUGGUCUUUCUCUUAAGACCAGCAAUCUUCAAAGGAGGCUUGGAAAAAAAAUGCUCUUCCUUAUUGAGCUCACUGUA
Molecule: messenger RNA, 1778 nt
Organism: Magnolia sinica
Lineage: Eukaryota; Viridiplantae; Streptophyta; Magnoliopsida; Magnoliales; Magnoliaceae
Product: probable membrane-associated kinase regulator 2
Exons: 2
Coding region: 109-1410 (433 amino acids)
Cellular component (GO): plasma membrane
Source: RefSeq, a predicted model, not a curated record